Messenger RNA from Temnothorax curvispinosus, 1406 nucleotides. Its product is annotated as protein ALP1-like. The transcript is spliced from 3 exons. The coding region runs from base 483 to 1406 and encodes 307 amino acids. The record is from RefSeq and is a predicted model, not a curated record. Lineage: Eukaryota; Metazoa; Arthropoda; Insecta; Hymenoptera; Formicidae.
CAUGCAUCAGUAGGAUAUUACCAGUUAGGUUAGGUAACUCAAUAAUCUUACAAAUAACUAAAAAUUAAUACAUUUGUAAUUAUUGUAUUGGAAAAUGAACGUUUGCGCAUAUAAGUAUUAUUUAUGGCUACAUGAUUGUUUAAAAAUAAUUAACAAACAAAAAAGAGAAAAAAGAAAAAAAAUUGUUGCUGCACUUUUAAUAAUUUUAUUGGAAAAUGAGCAAUAUAAACAAGUAUAUUCGAAGAAACGGUUCUGGGUGAAUCCAUUACUUGAAGAACGAAAGAGGCAUGGUUUUUACCAUUCGUUAUUUCCAAUAGUUUCAUUAGAUAGUUCUAUAUUCCUUAACUAUUUUCGUAUGACACGUGUACAAUUUGAGGAAUUACUAAUUAUGGUGGGACCUAUAAUUUCUAAACAAAAUUUAUGCAGAGAACCAAUUUCAGCAGCAGAACGAUUAUCAAUUACUUUGAGCUUCUGGUGAUUCGAUGACUUCUUUACAUUAUCAAUAUUUGAUUGGAUUGACUACUGUGAGUAAUAUUAUAUCAGAAACAUGUCAAGCAAUAUGGAAUUGUCUUCAACCAGAAGUUUUACCAUCAAAUAUUGACAAAAAUGGAUGGUUACGUAUUGCAAAAGAAUUCGAGGAUCUGUGGAAUUUUAAUCAUUGCAUAGGAGCAAUUGACGGGAAACAUAUAGUAAUUCAGUGUCCUGCUAAUGCUGGUUCCUCUUAUUAUAAUUAUAAAAAUUGUCACAGUAUUGUGCUUUUAGCUAUUUGUGAUGCUAAAUAUAGAUUUACUUUUGUUGAUAUUGGUGCAUAUGGACGACGAAGUGAUGGUGGAAUCUUCAGAGAUUCCUUAAUAGGACAAAAAUUCAUAAAUAAAGAGAUGAACUUGCCUGAAUGGGAACCUUUGUCAUUUGAAGGAGUUGAUAUGCCUUACGUAUUAAUAGGAGAUGAAGCCUUUCCUUUAUCAGAAUAUUUAAUGCGACCUUAUCCAGGGAAAAGUCUUAAUGAAGACAGAAUUAUCUAUAAUUAUCGUUUAAGUAGAGCAAGGCGAAUAAUUGAAAAUACAUUUGGUAUACUCAGUAGCCAAUGGAGGAUUUUGAGAAGACAUAUUGAUUGCAAAAUAGAUAAAACUGCGACACUCAUUCAAGCUCUUGUGUGUUUACAUAAUUGGCUUCGAAUAAACUAUGAAGAUUCUGAAUAUGUACUUGAAACAAUGGUAGAUCGUGAUGGACCUGAAGGAUUUAUUCCUGGUAGUUGGAGGCAAAAUUUGUCUAACUACAGUGCAUUAGUAAAUAUCACUAGAUGCAGUACAAAUAAUAGUUCACGUACAGCUAUCAAAAUACGUAAUGAAUUUUGUCAUUAUUUUAACAGUGAAGGUGCUGUGCCAUGGCAGUUUGACCAGUGCUAA